AUGAAGAAAACUACAGUUCUACAGGUUUGUAUGGUGUUUGUGGUCUGCUCACUGCAGGCCGUGAUCGGAUCGCCUGUUGACUGUCCAGACCAAGAUACUGCAGGAGUGUCCUGUAUCAUCUCACUGGAAAAGCUCCUGGAACGAGCCGUUCAACAUGCAGAGCUUAUUCACCACAUCGCAGAGGAGUCCAAGUUGCUGUUUGACGAGAUGCUCAUUUCAUUCGGCGUUGUGAAUCUGCAUAUUUCCGAAGGGACCAUGUGUUCUCCUAAAACGGUGUCGGUUCCUAUGUCUAAAACUGAAAUCCAACAGAUUUCCGACAAAUGGCUCCUUCACUCAGUCCUGAUUCUGGUCCAGUUCUGGAUUAAUCCACUGGUAGAUGUACAGGCGUCUCUUAUGAAUUAUCAGAACGCCCCAAGUGCCCUGGUUGACAGGAGCAAACUGAUGUCUACUAAAAUAACAAGCCUGGAGCAGGGUAUACUGGUUCUUAUUAGACAGAUACUCGGUGAAGGUGGUUUGGUGUUGGAAGGUCCUGAAGACACAUCUGAUCACUUUGUUUCUUCCGAUACGUUUGAGACUGUGAGAAGAGACUACAGUGUGAUCUACUGCUUCAGGAAAGAUGCGCACAAGAUACAGACUUUGCUCAAACUGCUGAAAUGCCGUCAGAUUGAUAAGGAGAAUUGCUCCCUAUUCUAACUAAAAAAGAAAUGAGCUUCUGCCAUUUUAUCUUGUGUUUCAGUGUUAUUCUGCCAAAGCUGGCUUUGCUAUUGCACAAAUAUUGAAUUGAAAAUAAAAAAUUUUUUGCAUGUUC
Molecule: messenger RNA, 808 nt
Organism: Carassius gibelio (silver crucian carp)
Lineage: Eukaryota; Metazoa; Chordata; Actinopteri; Cypriniformes; Cyprinidae
Product: somatolactin
Exons: 5
Coding region: 1-693 (230 amino acids)
Biological process (GO): response to nutrient levels; growth hormone receptor signaling pathway; positive regulation of receptor signaling pathway via JAK-STAT
Cellular component (GO): extracellular region
Molecular function (GO): growth hormone receptor binding; growth hormone activity
Source: RefSeq, a predicted model, not a curated record